UUCUAUGUUCUAAAUUCGUAUUGUUAGAAAAGCUAGAAAAAAAUGAAGGAUAUUCUUAUCAUAGAACCAUUUAAUGGCGGUUCACACCAGCAGCUUAUAAACAUUCUUGAAGCAGAUACGGAGAUAGGACCCAGAUGCGAAAUUUGUUCCCUUCCAGCAAAAAAGUGGCAGUGGCGAGCACGAACUUCAGCACUUUAUUUCAGUCAGACCAUUCCUUAUUCCCAGUACAGAGUUUUAUUUGCAAGUUCAGUAAUAAACCUUGCUGAGCUCAUAUCUCUUCGCCCAGACCUCGCCUCUGUUAGAAAAAUAAUAUACUUCCAUGAAAAUCAACUGAUUUAUCCAGUUCAACAAAAACAAGAAAGGGAUUUUCAAUAUGGAUACAACCAGAUUCUCACAAGUUUGGUUGCAGAUAUAAAUGUUUUCAAUUCUUCAUUCAACAUGGAGUCUUUCUUGAAGUCCAUUUCUUCACAUUUAAAACUUAUUCCUGAUCAUCGCCCAAAAAAUCUGGAAGCUCAAAUACGGCCAAAGUGUCAAGUUCUAUACUUUCCUUUGUUAAUACCAAAUGUGGACAAAAGCUGUGCAUUUGCUGAGAAUGACAAAGCUGCAUAUUUUCUACAGACAGAAGAUAAAAGUCAUUCAGAACUUAAAGGUAAUAAUAGAACUGUAGGGGAGAUAAUUGACAUGGAAAAAUCAAGUGCAAAUUCAGACAAUGAGAAUUUAAAUUCUGAUUCUACAUCUUUACCAAGUCCAAGUAAACAGCUUAAAAAGGAUGGACAUGUUUUACAUAUUGUUUGGCCUCACAGAUGGGAACAUGAUAAGGAUCCCAAAAGUUUUUUUGAUGCCCUACUACAGCUACAAGGUGAAGGCCACGACUUCUGUGUGUCGGUGAUAGGAGAGACUUUCUCCGAGGUGCCAGAAGUCUUCAGCACAUGCAAGCCCCUGCUGACUGGCAGGAUUGUUGCUUGGGGCUACCAGUCCAGAGAGGACUACCUGAAGGUUCUAGAUGCAGCAGAUGUGGUCGUGUCUACGGCUCAACAUGAGUUUUUUGGUGUCAGCAUGUUAGAAGCUGUCAGUCAUGGUUGUUACCCUCUGUGUCCCAAAAGGCUCGUUUAUCCUGAGAUUUAUCCAGAAGAAUGCCUGUACGCAACACAAACUCAACUAGUGAAAAAGUUGAGAAGAUUUUGUCAAAGACCAGCUUUAUCCAAACAACAUAGUCAUCAGGAAUUGAUCAAAAAAUUUUUGUGGGAAAAUUUGCAAGUCAAUUACAGACAACUUUUAUUAAACUAGCAGAUUGUAAAUAUUUGUAUUACAGUUAUAUCAUUAAACAAGUA
This is a messenger RNA of Physella acuta, 1331 nucleotides long. RefSeq names its product glycosyltransferase-like domain-containing protein 1. The record is from RefSeq and is a predicted model, not a curated record. Lineage: Eukaryota; Metazoa; Mollusca; Gastropoda; Physidae. Gene Ontology annotation, molecular function: glycosyltransferase activity.